AUGUGGUGCUCUACCGAAGCAUCCGGGACGGCGGUUGCACGCAUGCAUGCGGCCAAAGAGAGUACUUCUCACACCUCAGCAGCAGGUAAUUCGUCGCCUGUUGCUGUGAAUAGUCCACGUGGUGAGUCACCACGUGCGACAGGUACAUCCGCUGCAUUUGCAGCCGGUACCGCGAAACGUAAUCUAGAUAAAUCUGAAAUAGAGAUCAUCUAUUCUGGCGAGUCGGAUGAUGUAUCCGACUCGAAGGCGACACCGCACGCCUUCGAAUCAUCUGGGGCGGACACUGCAAGGGCCAGGUUGAAUGUCUUUGGUCAACGUGGAGGCAUCAUGCUCGAGAUGUUCGGAUCGAGCAAUUAUUCCGACGAAUACUCGCAUCCAAGGGAUCGGGGUAACACUGAUGCCAGUGCUCAUGCUGGCACCAAUCAAGAGGCCAGGGACCAAAAUGUUUUGCACCAGGCUCCUUAA
Peronospora matthiolae is the source of this 465-nucleotide messenger RNA. The record is from the annotation of a GenBank genome assembly. Lineage: Eukaryota; Oomycota; Peronosporomycetes; Peronosporales; Peronosporaceae.